AAAAUUUAAUAUUUGGCGCAAUUGGAUAAAAAAUUGUAUAUUUUAAUUCCACUUAUUUUAAAUCACUAGAAUUUAUUACCUCAAAUACCUCAACACCUCAAAGUCUGCUGAAGUCUCCGAUGGCAAUGAACAAUAAUUUAGAUAAGAGUAUUAAAGGAGCCACGAAUGAAAAAUUGAGACGAAUAUACACUGGCAGUUUCACGCAAAAAAAGAAAAGCUUUUUUGUAAAACGGCAGGACUCCUUAAAUACAGAAGGUAAAAGCAACCAGACGGAUAGGCCAAAUACCAGAAGAAAUUCUAAUGCAACUCCAGAAACUGUAUUCCCACCAAAAUCUCAAUCCUCAACCAUCUCCAAAUGCGAAGAAAUGUUUAAAUUUAACCAAAAGCGACGACGAGUAGUGACCAGCAGCCCUGACAUUAAUGCUGCUAAUUUACAUUUAAAUUUACCAAUAUCAGAAUUUGACCAGGAGGAAUCAGUCCCAGUCAGUGAAAGAUCAAAGGGAGGAUCAGGAUCAGUUCCUGUUAGCAGGAGAUCAGGAGAAGGAUCGGGAUCAGUUCCUGUUAGUAGACAAUUAGAGGGAGGAUCGACAUUAUCUGGUCCUGAAGGAUGUUAUAAAAAUGUGAGUGCUGGAUGGUCAAAUAGAGCACAAAGUUCAGAAGAACAUGAAUACCUAAUGUUCCUCCUUAGAAUAACCGAAGAAAUUAUUUCCAAUGAAUGUUAUUCAAACGCCGACAUCAAAAGAAUUUUUCAGGCUAAUGUGGAAUUGAAUAAAAAUAGAUUGAACUUGAGAAAAAUGCAUAUUCACAUAUACAACCUAUGCAGAGAACUUAACAUUGAAUGUGAACAAUAUUUUAAUGAAAAUAAUCUAGGAGAUCUCGAUGCGUCAGAUUCCCCCCCAUGGAAUUUCCAGACCUCUACAAAAAGCCAUCAUUUCGUGAUGAGCGAUUUGGUUAAAAAUUGCCAGGAUUGUUCAGUUAUAAGAAAGUCUUCCUUGAAGCAAAAUGAUGUCUAUAUUUCAGAUGACAUUCAUAUGGGAAAUAUUGGUGAUGGAGAACCUUCAUAUAGUGAUAGUAUACAGAAGCUGCUAGGUAAAUUAAGCCUAGGAAGAGUCACUGAAUGUACUGAGCCAGCUUCGAGUACAAUGAGCUCAUCUCAUCCUAAUCAUCCUAUUGUAACAAAUGUCACCGAAACCCAAGACAUUGAUAAUUUUGAAACAUUUAUGGAAGCGAUAGAUUCAGACAGGUCACUUCCUAAUGAGCUACUUGGAUUUGGUGAAACAGCAGAACAAGCAAAUAAAGAAAGUACUUCAAUUUCUUUAAUAAAUCUCAGAGAAUCUGCUAUAAAUCAAGAUGCACAAAUAGCUAAUAGUAAAUCAUGUGUCGAAUUUAUCAAAAAUGAAACUAUUGAUAACGUUCCUGAAAAACAAGAUGUUGAAAGUGUAAACAAAUUCGAAAAAAAUGAAGUGGAAGAAAUAGAUGAAGAUAUACCAGCAACAACAAAAUCAAAUAAAAUUAGUUCAAAUUCUAGCAAAAUUCCUGUUUUAAUCACACAAUCAGAAGAAAAUUUGGUUGCAGAACUGUUACAGAGUAAAUCAACUUUCCAAAUCGCAGACUCAAAAAUAGCUCAGACCAAAUCAACUCCUGUAAUAAAUCCAGACUUUGUAAAAACUCCAACUAAAUCAACUAUUGGCACAAAUACGGACUUGGAAAAAAAUUCAACUAAAAAAACUCUUGAAAUGAAAGACUUUGAAUCAAUUCCAGUUAAACAUAGUAUUGGAAUAAACACAAACCUUGAAAAACCUCAAACUAGUGCCGCUCUUGGAAUAAAUACAGAUUCUGAAAUCAAAUCUCCAAAAAGUACUGAAAUUAUUGAAUCUUCUAUGUCAAAAAAAACAUCAUUGUUAUCAAAAGCUUCAAACAUUGUUAACAAAUCGGAAAAAAAUGUCCCCGAAAGUCCGAUCAAAAUAACGUUACAGGGUAGUCCUAAUCAAGAAGAUUUCAUCAUGAUCAAAGGCCCUGUCUACAUUUACAAACCUUUACUAGAAUCAGAACCAAAAAUGAUCAUUUUCGAAAAUAAUGAAAAUUCAAAAUCACGAAGAUCUUCCAUAGACAGUCAACGUAGUCACAGAACAUUUACAGUUGAUAACAGUCAUAUAUUUGAUCCUGUAGACCAAGAAAUAAAUGAAACAUUAACAGCAAAAUCAAGGGAAUCGGUACAAACCAUUUUAGCGGUAAAUAAGACUGCCUUUCUUAGUCAAAAUCUUUUAAAUUCAGAUUAUGAUUUGACUCCAGAAAAAGAUGAUUGCGAGAAUAAAUAUCAUUAUUUGAUGGUUGAUGCACAAACCAGCCUUUCUGGAGUAAAUUUACCUGAAAGUUUGCUACUAAACGACGAAUAUUUAGUUAAAGAAACUUCAAGCUCAGAAGACAAUUAUUAUGUAAAUUUUGAUUCGAAAAUGUUGGAAAAUAAUUAUGUUAUUCAUAGAAAACUGAUGUCGAGCAUCAGUAUGCCUAAGUUAAUGCUGAACAGUUCCAGAUUGAUAAAUGAAAGAGGUUCAAACAGUGAAAAUAGCGGGGAAUUGGACAAAUUGAAAAAAUGCGCUAGUGAUUUGAUGACGUUUGAUGUGCCGAGUCAGGAUUCUUCUUUAAGAUCGGAAGGUGAAGCUACACAAAACUUUGCUAGUGGGAUUUUUUGGAGAAAGUUUUGAAAAAUUAAAAGAAUAAAAAUUUAUCAAAUUUAAA
Messenger RNA from Ceutorhynchus assimilis (cabbage seed weevil), 2739 nucleotides. Lineage: Eukaryota; Metazoa; Arthropoda; Insecta; Coleoptera; Curculionidae. The record is from the annotation of a GenBank genome assembly.